UAUUUCCUCACUUAUUCUUUCUCUAACGGACUGAUUUUUGUUUUGUUUUGUUAUACUUCGGUUUCGCCGGAACCCUAACUCUAUUAACCGGAUAAUUCAAAAAUCCGUAAAUGACUGUACGAUUAGAGAGAAGGUGAUAUCAAUCAGCCUGGGCUUCAUCACCGGAUGGAGGGAGGUAGCGUCUCUAGACUUACUUGCUCUGGAUACACUCAUGGAUUAUGAUUACAAUGAUCUCCAAAGCUCGAAUCUUCAUUUAGCUGGUGAAGGGAACAAUAAAUUUCUUCCUGUUUUAUGCCCAUAUGCUCUCCCAAGAUUUGAUUUUGAUGAUAACCUUCAUGGCCAUUUAAGAUUUGAUAGUCUGGCUGAAACUGACGUUUUUCUUGGCAUUGAAAGUAGCGAAGAUAACCAGUGGAUUGAAGAUUUUUCACAGGGGAGUACUGGGAUUGCAUUUAGUUCGAGUGCAGCUGAACCUUGUUCAAUUUCUAGGUGCAACAAUGUCUGGUCUGAGGCAGCCUCUUCUGAAUCUGUUGAAAUGCUAUUAAAAUCUGUUAGACAGGACGAAAGUAUUCUCGGUCAAACUAUCAGUAAGGAUUCAGAUGCAUGUGAUGAACUGGGUGGCGGCGCAAUAAAGCUGAUGGAGCCUAGUUUGAAACCUGGAGAGAGUGAUCUUACUGAAGUAGGGGAUGCCUUACAGCCUGCUUCACAGGCAGAUGAGAUUCCUGGAAAAUUUUAUGGGUUGAAAGGUGAUGUAUCAGGAGAUCAGUUGGUUGACAGUGUUUCUCAGACGCAAGAAUCUAAAGCUUCAAAUACGAGUAAUACCGACUUAUCUGUGAGAGAUGAGUCUAAAGAUGGUGAACAAAUUGUUGUUAGUGAAAGUCAAGUGGAAGCUUCAUUUGAUCAAUGCAUGGAUAACAGGGAACAGGUAGAUAACUUUUCUUCUGGGACACAAAUUGAUAUCUUAGUUCCAUCUGUACAAAACACCUGUGAAAGUAGUAAGGAUUCAGAUGCCUGUGAUGAGCUGGGCGAUAUAAUAAAGCAGAUGGAGCCUAAUUUGAAGCAUGGAGAUAGUGGUCCUUCUGAAGUAGGGGAUCGCUUACAGCCCUCCUUAUGGACAGAUGAGUUUCCUGGAAAAUUUUAUGUGCUGAAAGGUGUUUCUUCACCACAUGAAUUCGACUCCUCUGUUGAUGGGACAUUGAAAGUUCCAAAUACAAGAAGUAUCGACUUACCCGAGAGAGAUAAUAAAGAUGAAAAUAAAGUGGAAACUUCAGUUGAUCAAUUUGUGGAUAACAGGGAACAGUUAAAUAAAUUUGCUUUAGGGUCACAAGUUGAUACUUUGAUUUCCUCUGUGCAAAACACCUGUGCAAGUAGUGUUUUUUUAGAGAGCCAAGAUACCACACAUUUGAAAAAUGAUACUGUUGAUGAAAAUGUUAACAGUUUAGCAGGGGAAAAUGUUGAUUUGAGCCAAGAAAUUCACUUUGAUGGUGAGAACUUGAUUGAAAAUGCAGUUGCAAGUGUUACCUCAGAUGUGCAGAAGCAUUCAGUUUCAAACAUGCAAUCUACGGAAGAUGGACGUGUUGCUGGAAAUAUUACACCUACUGUGGGGGAGCCUUCUAAGAGGACAUUGAAAGAGAAUUCUGACCUCCAUACAGUGGAAGAGUGCAGUGAGGGCUUGGCUGUAGAAAGUCCUCUGCCAACUGGCAUAUCCAAUGCUAAUGUAUUAUCUGUUGGAAAGUUACAUGACAUAUCACCAAUGCCCUUUUUUGGUGAUACCAUCAUUAAGGAGCAGGAAAGUGAAAUCAGCAAUAUUGAUACUCAAAUUUCUGUGAUUGGGGAGCCAAAGUUGGAUAACAUGGAUUCAAUGGUGCAGAUAACAUGUGAUGCCACUGAGAAGAAAGAUUUGUCAGAAAGUGAUUGCCACUAUGAUAUGAAAAUCUUGAGCAGCAAGUCUGAGAAACAUUUGUUGUCUGUGGAAGAUGGUAAAGGUUCUAAAGGUGAACGCGAUUGUGCCCAAAAUACUUUGGGAGCAGAACCUAUGAGAGUAGAUGAGGAUUUUAUAGUCACUGAACAUACUGAUGAUUCUAAAUUUGAGCAGAGUGGUUCAGUUGCUGAAAAGCAAAGCACCAAAUUGCCUUCUCAUUCUAUUAAAACUGACCGCGGAGAGUAUGGAUCUUUGGUUGUAAUAAAGAGAGUUGAUUCCUCUUCCUUUGGCACAAGUGACACUGCAAAUGAGUUGGCUUCAAAUUUACUAUCCGAUGCUGCCAUCAGUGGCAAGUCAGGUGCUGACAGUGCUGUAUCCAUUCAAGAUAAGAACAAGACACUAACAAAUUCAGUGCCUUCAACUUCAAAUGAACUGCUUCUUAAUGCUGACGAAAAGCAUCCUGAAGAUAGUGACCCCAAACUUUCUCAAGAGUUCAGUGGUCAUAUUGUUGCGCAUCAGGCUGAUGGUGAUAAUGCGAAGACACAUGAUAGUUCAUUUCCUUCGGCUCCUUCAUCUGAACCUCAAACUAAAACCCACAUGAAGGAAUGUGGUAGGAGUGCUGAUCUUGAAAAUCGUUCCUGUGGAUCUCCAAUUCUGAUUAGGACUUGUGCCUCGGUGUCUGGGGUCAUUAGUGAGGAAGCAAACAAAGAGCACUCUAUUUCUCAGGAUACUAAAGGAAAUGAUGCAUUUUCAGGUGACAGAAAUUUCACCUUUGAGAUUCUUCCGAUGGCAAAUUUGUCUGAAAAAGAAGCUGGCAAGAAUUGGCAACCUUUUUCUAGCGUUCAGCAUGACAAAAUAUCCUUGGUUGGAGAGAGAAUUCCAUCAACCUCUGCCUCAACCAAAGUGGGUCCCGAAACAGCUGAAGAGGUGAGUCGUUCAAAUCUGCAGACAUCUAAGAGGGAUAAUGUAUCUGGUGGCUCCAAGGGAACUCCUGCUAGUAGAAGAAGGCGAGUGGGUAGUAAGAGCACAGGAAAGGAAGCUGCUAAAAAAGGCAUUGUUGCAAAAGAUAAGACUCCUGCAAGACAAUCAAAAAGAAGUGGUAAAACAAGUAAGGCAUCACUCAGUACAGCUGAAAAUGGCCAGCUUGUGAAAUCCAAUGAGAUGCAGCACUUUGGACACAUGGAAGGUGAUAAUAUGAACCCAUUUGGUGUUCUUUUUACUUCUGUACCUAGUUUGCUGGACCUAAAAACCUCAGAUUCAUCUGCAGUUUUUCACCAGCCUUUUACAGAUUCACAACAAGUUCAGUUACGUGCUCAAAUUUUUGUAUAUGGAGCUCUGAUUCAAGGAACGGCACCGGAUGAGGCUUAUAUGAUAUCGGCAUUUGGGGGACAUGAUGGAAGAACCAUAUGGGAGAAAGCCUGGGGAGCAUGUAUGGACAGAGUAUGUAGUCAAAAAUCUCAUCCUUUUAUCCCUGAAACUCUAUUGCAAGCACAUAUAGGUGCUAAAACUCCUGAUCAAUCAAUCAAACAAACUGCACUUCAGACUAAGAUCACAUCCUCGCCUGCUAGUCAGUCUAACAGCAGGGGUACAACAAGUAGUGGAAAGCCAAUGAUCCCCCUUUCCUCACCACUGUGGGUGAUUCCUACACCUUCCGGUGAUGCCCUUCAACCUGCUAGCAUUCCAAGAGGUGCAGUUGUGGAUUAUCAGCACGGACUUUCUCCAUUGCAUUCAUCUGUAAGGAAUUUUGCUGGACAUAAUGCUCCUUGGGUGUCCCAAUCCCCUUUUUGUGCCCCCUGGGUUCCACAUAGUGCUGCAUUUGAUAGCAAUGCCUAUUUUCCUGUACUUCCCAUCACAGAAGCAGUUAAUUUAACUCCCGUAAGAGACGCAUCUGUGCCUAAUUCUUCUGUCAUGAAACAGGUUUCCACAGUUCCUAUGGUCCGGAGCGGGGGUCCUGCUAAUGUCUUUGCAGGGAUUCCCUUGCUUGACAACAAAAAAGAAACAUCGAGAUCUAGUCAGAGUUCUGCUGAUCCAAAGCCUAGAAAAAAAAAGUCAGUUUCUGAGGACCCUGGGCAGAUUAUACCUCAUUCUCAAGCAGAGUCUGUUUUCGCUACUGUUGUGAAUAGUCAUGCCUCUUCACCUGCUGCUAUUACAACCCCUGACAAUUUUAUUACAUUUGUCUCUGCUGAUCAUAUCAAAAAAGAUGACCGAAAUUCAGAUCAGAAGGCUACUCUGUCUGAAGAGACCCUUGGUAAACUCAAGGAGGCUCAGAAGCAGGCAGAAGAUGCUGGUGUCCUUGCUUCUACUGUUGUUUGUCGCACUCGGGAAAUAUGGAAUCAGUUGGAGAAGCAAAAGAAUUCUGUGUUGACACCAGAUGUUGAAACUAAGCUGACUUCUGCAGCUGUCACAAUAGCUGCAGCAGCUGCUGUUGCAAAGGCUGCAGCUGCAGCUGCCAGUGUUGCCUCAAAUGCUGCCUUACAAGCAAAAUUGAUGGCUGAUGAAGCAUGGGUUUCAAGUGGUUACAGAAAUCCUACUCCAACUACUACAAUAUCUUUUGAUAGUGUGAAUCUUGGCAAGGCAACACCUGCAUCCAUCUUGAGGGGUGAAGAUGUUGCUACUAGUUCAAAUUCUGUUAUUGCUGCUGCAAAGGAAGCCUCUAGAAGGAGGGUAGAAGCUGCUUCAGCUGCGUCAAAGCAAGCCGAAAACAUAGAUGCCAUUGUUAAGGCUGCUGAGCUGGCAGCUGAAGCAGUAUCACAGGCUGGGAAAAUUGUUAUGGGUGGGCCUUUCCGGUUGACUGAAUUGGUAGAAGCUGGUCCGGAGGCAUACUGGAAAGUACCCCAUGCAUCUUCUGAGCCAAAUGGUGCUGUCAGAGAACAUGCAGACAAAGGUGGUAAUGUGGAGGCUCCUGGUUCAGUUUCUGAGCAUCCACAAGAGGUUCCCACUGAUAAGAGUAACCAUGAAGUGUCACCAAUUCUUAGAGAUACGGACUGGUGGUCUAUUCAGGAUGAUUCCAGGUUGAAAGAUGGCAUUCUGGGUGCUGCUGCAAUUAGUGGAAAUGAUAAAAAGGGUCGCAAAGUUUCAGAUAUUGCCAAAAGUAAAGGAGUGUCCACUAAGACUGAACAUGGGAAAGAAGAGGAAACUUUGAAAGAUAGCAAUAUGAGGGAAGGUUCCCAUGUUGAGGUAUUGAGAGAUGGAGGUGGCUCGAAACUAGCAUGGUUCCCUGCUGAUAUUCUGGAUUUGAAAGAUGGCAAAGCUUAUGUGUGUUACAAUGAACUUCGAUCAGAGGAUGGUGAUAGGUUGAAGGAAUGGGUGGAGCUUGAAGGUGAAAGGGAUAAGGAACCCAGAAUACGCAGUAGUCGUCCUAUUACGGUCAUGCCAUUUGAAAGAACUAGGAAGAGACGCAGGGCUACCAUGGGGGACUAUAAUUGGUCCAUUGGAGAUAGAGUUGAUGCAUGGAUGCAAGAUAGCUGGUGGGAGGGAGUUAUCAGCGAGAGGAGCAAGAACGAUGAAACAUCAUAUACUGUCCGUUUUCGCACUCAAGGAGAAACAUCCAUUGUCAAAACAUGGCUUCUACGUCCUUCUCUGGUAUGGAAGAAUGGUAAUUGGGUUGAAUGGUCCAUUUCGGGGGAUAGUAAUGGCUCUUCCCUUGAGGGUGAUACCCCACUGCAAAAGCGACCAAGGAUAAACAGUCCUGUGGUAGGUACUGAAGAGGGCACAAAAGGUUUUGGCCAUGAGGAAUCCAAGAAACCUGAUGACACGAGAUUGCUUGAUUUACCUGUGGGUGAAAAAUUAUUUAGUAUUGGUAAAUACACUGGGGAUGAGAGUAAGCCUGGUUCGCAACGAAUGAAAUGUUCAGGUUUAAAGAAGGAAGAUUCAAGGGUUAUUUUUGGUGUUCCAAAGCCUGGAAAGAAGAGAAAGUUUAUGGAAGUAAGCAAACAUUAUGUUACGGAUUGGAGCAGUAGAACUCAUGAAACAAGUGAUUCUACUAAAUUUGCAAAAAGUUUAAUUCCUCGUGGAUCUGAACCAAAGGAAAAACGAAUGGCUGUAUCCAAACCGAAGGUUCUCAAAUCCGGAAAACCUAGUGUUUCUAGUAGAACUAUUCCUCAGAAGGACAGCCUAUCAAUCAAUGUGGGUUCUGAACCUGAUGAUGAUGAAAUUAUAUCAGGAGAGCAUAACACGGAGUUCAGAUCAGUUUCAAGUUCUGAUGGUGCAGCGGAGGGCCCGGUAUUAUUUUCUUCUGUGGCUGCCUCAUCAGAUGCACCCCGGGAGAAAGCUUUCAUGUCAAAUGCUAAAUCUGAACGUAUUAGUAAAGGGAAACUUGCUCCAGCUUCUGGGAAGUUGGCUAAAGUUGAGGAGGAAACGAAAACCAUCUCUGAUGCUGUUGAACGUCGUAGGUCUAAUCGGAUGAUUCAGCCGACAUCAAGACUCUUGGAAGGACUGCAAAGCUCAUUGUUAAUCUCAAAAGUUCCCGUUCCUCAUGACCAAGGUCACAAAGGUCAGAGCAGGAGUGCUAGAGGAAAUAACUAAGGUUUAGAAGAAGGGAGCUGUUUUGCAACAUGGGAAUCCAGUCUUACGAGAUAUAUUGGAUGAACAACAGGCAAACAUUCAAUUGUGUAGCUUGUGUAAUUUAUGCCAUGACAGAUAAGAGCAAGGGCCAAGGAACCAAAAUUGCUUCUUUGGCUUUUGAGAUGUAGCAGUAGAUUAUUAUAUAUAUAAUAUUUAUUUUCAAAUGA
This is a messenger RNA of Hibiscus syriacus, 6648 nucleotides long. RefSeq lists its product as uncharacterized. The record is from RefSeq and is a predicted model, not a curated record. NCBI's taxonomy places the organism in Eukaryota, Viridiplantae, Streptophyta, Magnoliopsida, Malvales, Malvaceae.